UCUUUCGGAUCUGAGGCUUCUGUUACAUUCCAUGUGCAUUUACAUCGCGAGAUAGUACAUUGAAGUCGAUGAAGACAGAAGAGAUUGUGACAAUAUGGCACAAUAUAUCAGAAAAGCGACGUUAUUGUUAUUUACUCAGGAAUGCAUGAAGGAGUACUUUAAUAAGUUCAAUUUUUUCCACGUUGGAUGUUUCAAGACAACAUUGAGCAAAGCUCUAGGACUGGGCAUCAUCGGAGGUUCCUUGAUCGUGAAAGUGCCUCAAAUUUUAAAACUUCUAAAAAAUAAAAGUGGUGAUGGAAUUAACAUCUUUAGUAUAUUAUUGGAUUUAUUCGCUAUUACUGCGAUGUCUUCCUACAGUUUCUGCAGUAGAUUUCCAUUUAGUGCCUGGGGGGAUGGAGUAUUUUUAGGGCUUCAAACCUUGAUGAUCGCAAUUCUAGUAAUGCAUUAUAAUGGAGAUACAGCAAAAGCGACUUUUUUCCUUUCUACUUAUAUAGCAGUGAUUUCUGCAGCUAAUAGUGGAUUAGUGCCUAUCAAUAUUCUCUGGGCAUGUCAAGCAAUGAAUAUACCCAUUGUUCUUAUAAGUAAAUUUAUGCAAGCUUAUACAAAUUAUACUAAUGGAAGUACCGGCCAAUUAUCGGCACCAACAUGUUUUUUGCUAUUCUUUGGUUCUCUUGCCAGAAUUUUUACUUCUAUUCAAGAAACUGGUGAUACCACUAUGAUAAUGAUGUAUGUGUGUUCCACUUUAGCAAAUGCUAUUAUAGUAAUACAGCUUCUUUACUACUGGAAUGUGGAUGUAAAGAGCAAAGAAAAGAUCCAGAAGAAAAGUCAGUGAAAGAAAUUAGAAUGUUUAUAUAUAUCGUAUGAGUGAUGAUUUACACAAUAGGCUAAUAAUAAAUAAUGUAUGGUUGCGAUAAAAUUUCAUUAUACAUUUAUAAUACAUAUGUACGAAGAUAUACAUAUUUCACAAAGCCAAUGUGACGAAGGCUUGAGAAUCACUUUCUACAAGGAAUAAAUUUUU
Cyphomyrmex costatus is the source of this 1018-nucleotide messenger RNA. Its product is annotated as mannose-P-dolichol utilization defect 1 protein homolog. The transcript is spliced from 5 exons. Bases 95 to 832 code for a protein of 245 amino acids. The record is from RefSeq and is a predicted model, not a curated record. Lineage: Eukaryota; Metazoa; Arthropoda; Insecta; Hymenoptera; Formicidae. Gene Ontology annotation, biological process: oligosaccharide biosynthetic process.